Molecule: messenger RNA, 1590 nt
Organism: Eubalaena glacialis (North Atlantic right whale)
Lineage: Eukaryota; Metazoa; Chordata; Mammalia; Artiodactyla; Balaenidae
Gene: WIF1
Product: WNT inhibitory factor 1
Exons: 12
Coding region: 228-1367 (379 amino acids)
Biological process (GO): anatomical structure development
Cellular component (GO): extracellular region; cell surface
Molecular function (GO): signaling receptor binding
Source: RefSeq, a predicted model, not a curated record
CGAGAUCCGGCCCAAGCCCCCAGGAGUCCGCAAGGCCAGAUCCUUGGUGUUGCUCUAAAGCGCCUGCGAUUUCAGUACCAGCGCGGCACGCCUCCAAAUUUCUUAAAAUAACCGGCAACUAUGAAGAUAUUCACAACUUUUGGGAGCCCUACCCCAGCAGGUCAGGUUGGGUAGGUGCGGCAGGAGUUUCAGCUGCGAGAGCCACCAGCCAGGAGGUCCGGAGUAGUAUGGCCCGGAGAAGCGCCUUCCCUGCCGCCGCGCUCCGAGUCUGGAGCAUCCUCCCGUGCCUGCUCGUGCUGCGGGCGGAGGUCGGGCAGCCGCGGGAGGAAAGCCUGUACCUGUGGAUCGAUGCUCACCAGGCGAGAGUGCUCAUAGGAUUUGAAGAAGAUAUCUUGAUUGUUUCAGAGGGGAAAAUGGCCCCUUUUACACAUGAUUUCAGAAGAGCACAACAGAGAAUGCCAGCCAUUCCUGUCAAUAUCCAUUCCAUGAAUUUCACUUGGCAAGCUGAAGGGCAGGCAGAAUACUUCUAUGAAUUCCUGUCCUUGCGCUCCCUGGAUAAAGGCAUCAUGGCAGACCCAACCGUCAAUGUCCCUCUGCUGGGAACAGUGCCUCACAAGGCAUCAGUUGUUCAAGUUGGUUUUCCAUGUCUCGGCAAACAAGAUGGAGUGGCAGCAUUUGAAGUGAAUGUGAUUGUAAUGAAUUCUGAAGGCAACACCAUCCUGCAGACUCCUCAAAAUGCCAUCUUCUUUAAAACAUGUCAACAAGCUGAGUGCCCAGGAGGGUGCCGAAAUGGAGGCUUUUGUAAUGAAAGACGGGUCUGCCAGUGUCCUGAUGGAUUCUACGGACCUCACUGUGAGAAAGCCCUUUGCACACCACGAUGCAUGAACGGCGGGCUUUGUGUUACUCCCGGUUUCUGCAUCUGUCCACCUGGAUUCUAUGGAGUCAAUUGUGAUAAAGCAAACUGCUCAGCCACCUGCUUUAACGGAGGGACCUGUUUCUACCCUGGAAAGUGUAUUUGCCCUCCAGCACUUGAGGGGGAACAGUGUGAAAUAAGCAAAUGCCCACAGCCCUGUCGAAAUGGAGGUAAAUGCAUUGGCAAAAGUAAAUGCAAGUGCUCCAAAGGUUACCAAGGAGACCUCUGUUCAAAGCCUGUCUGCGAGCCUGGCUGCGGUACACACGGAACCUGCCACGAACCCAACAAAUGCCAAUGUCAGGAAGGCUGGCAUGGAAGACACUGCAAUAAAAGGUACGGAGCCAGCCUCACGCAUGCCCUGAGGCCAGCAGGCACCGGGCUCAGGCAGCACACGCCUUCACUUAAAAAGGCCGAGGAACGGCAGGACCCACCUGAAUCCAAUUACAUCUGGUGAACUCCGACAUCUGAAACGUUUUAAGUUACACCAAGUUCAUAGCCUUUGUUAACCUUUCAUGUGUUGAAUGUUCAAAUAAUGUUCAUUACAGUUAAGAAUACUGGCCUGAAUUUUAUUAGCUUCAUUAUAAAUCACCGAGCUGAUAUUUACUCUUCCUUUUAAGUUUUCUAAGUACAUCUGUAGCGUGAUGGUAUAGAUUUUCUUGUUUCAGUGCUUUGGGACC